UUAUAUAAGACCUGCCUUCCAUGGUAAAAAGGAAGAGAACUGGGACAAAUUCAUCCAACUCUGAAACUGAACAAAAACAAGGACUCCUGUUGAAAAGUGAGGCCAUUAUGGCUCUGAAGAAUUCCCAUAUGGCACUUAUUCUGCUGGGGUUGUUUCUAGUGGGACUGGUCCAUCAAUCAGCUGGCAAAGAAUCCCCUGCAAAGAAGUUUCAGCGGCAGCACAUGGAUUCAGAGAACUCGUCCGUCACUGACCGCAACUACUGCAACCACAUGAUGAAAGCCCGGAACAUGACAAAAGGGAGAUGCAAGCCUGUUAAUACUUUCAUACACGAGCCUAAGGAAGUAGUCGAUGCUAUCUGUCAGGAGCCUAACAUCACCUGCAAGAAUGGGCAGCCCAACUGUCACCAGAGCAGCAAGCCUAUGAUUCUCACCCACUGCCGCCAGACUGGAGCUUCCAAAUACCCUAACUGUCAGUAUCGGGCUUCCCAACUUAACAAUAGUAUCAUUGUGGCCUGUGAGGGGAAAGUUUAUGUGCCUGUGCACUUUGAUGCUUAUGUGCAAAAUGGGGCCUGAUUCUGAAGAAAAUGGUAUUCCUCCAUACUUCCAUAUACCAUCAUUGCCCUCACUGCUUCCUCCUCCCUGACAACGCCUGAAAUAGCAUCUUUCUCUUCCACCAUCCCUCUGCACUUCCACUGAUGCAUAUCUUUCCUCAAGCUUUUAGUUCCUGGGAUCAGACUGUGAGUGGGUAUUCCUCUAAGCAUCCCCUCCAGUUUGGGGAUAUGUUUUGUGUGUGUGUUUGUGUGUGUGGAGGAAAGUACAAUGACUAUCCCAGUUGUUAUACUCCUUCCUUGCUAUCCUUAAUAAAACAUACCUGGUCCCAGGUAAAGUUGCUAAA
Sarcophilus harrisii (Tasmanian devil) is the source of this 894-nucleotide messenger RNA. RefSeq names its product ribonuclease pancreatic-like. The record is from RefSeq and is a predicted model, not a curated record. The coding region runs from base 21 to 572 and encodes 183 amino acids. The transcript is spliced from 2 exons. Gene Ontology annotation, molecular function: RNA nuclease activity; nucleic acid binding. Lineage: Eukaryota; Metazoa; Chordata; Mammalia; Dasyuromorphia; Dasyuridae.